AUGUCUUAAUAAUAAUAAAAAUCCAUGAAUGAUACUCUCUUCGAUACUAAGGUUUUAGAUAACUUUGAAUAAGAGUUUUAAUAGGUUCAUGAUGAUAUAAAUCCAAAAGUUCACUCUCGUAUUGCUCCUUUGGUAUAUGCAAUUAAGGGAUUGAAAUAGGAAAUCAAUCAAGUCUUUGCUGAUUUCAUUCGAGAAACAAAUAGAGCAACUGAUGUUAUGAGGAUUAAGGAUAUGUUUGAAGCAGUGUUGAUGGAAUAUAAUCUCAGAGAGAAGGAAAGCAACAAAUUAAUGGAGGCCAUCUUAUAAAACGAUUCCUAAUAGAUAAGAUAGAUAUCUCAAUUACUCAAAGAAAUUCGUGAACUCCAACUUGAAGUAAAUCAUUUUUAAAGACAGAGCGAAGUCAAACGACAAAGGUAAUGUGGUAUAUUUAAAGGAAAUCCAACAGAUUUCAAGAAAUAAAAUACUUCAAUUAUAGACGAGACCAGCAUCUAUGAUUGGGUGGUUGACAUAGAUUUUAUAACAUCUAUAAACAGUUCUGGAUGGAAGGUUUGGUUGUCUCCAAAGAUGAUAAACCAAGAGAUAAUCAACAUAAAAGCAUUGGAAGGAGCAACGGUAGCUGUAACUGGACUGUAUGACAAAGGGAAGACAUUUGUAUUGAACAGUCUCACCAUGAGUAAUUUGCCGUCUGGGAAGAAGGUUACGACAAGAGGCAUUUCAUUUAAGCAUGUGAAUGUAGAUAAUGGUACGAAACUUAUUUUAGUGGACACAGCUGGAACAUACAGUCCUGUUAAAAUAGAAAAUGAAUUGUCUAUUGUAGACAAAGAAGCCACAGAAACAUUCAUAUCAGAUCUUGUAUUUGAUUUGGCAGAUUACUUUUUAUGCGUUGUCAAUGAUUUUACCAGUCUUGAUCAAAGAUAUCUUGACAGAUUGAGUCGCAAUCUCUAACAAAGUCCGAACAAGACAUUUCGAGAAAUUAUUGUAAUACAUAAUCUAAAAGAUGUCGAAUCUACCGAAAUAUUAGAACAUGUGUGGAGUACAUAAGUGACAUAAAUAUAUGCGAAUGGAACUCUAUAGAAAACUAAAGUAGCUGCCCUUAAUCCAAUUAAUAAAUAACUAUUGGAAAAACAUGUUCUUUGGUUUAAGACUCCCUAUACUCGACAUGUAUGCAUUGUGAAUGAUGAUUGCAAUUUGGGUAAGGGUCUCAAUCCUUGGGUAUUUUCAUUACUCAGAUAUUGGUUAAAGGCAGUUUUCAUUCCUGUGAACAGAAGUUUUUCAGUUUUGGAUUGUUUGUUAAUUUAAUCAAGAUAAAAACUUGUUAAUUUUUUUAGAAAGAAUAUUAAAAUUGAUCUGAAAAACACUGACGAUCCUUUGAUCAAGGUCAUCAAGACAGAGAAUGAGUUCCAGGAUAAAAUUCAAAUUCCUUAAGGAUAAGUUGAUAUGAGUGGUUUAAUAACAGGGCAACAGGAUUCUUUUUAACCUGCCACCGAUAUUAUUGCAGGUGAUCAAUAUAUAAUUUUGAUGGAUGCUCCGGGAUUGACUAAUGAUGAUGUAGACAUUCAGAGACAGAAUGUUGUGACUUUGGUGAAGGGGAACAAGUAGAGACCGUACAUAAAUCAAGGGCAAUUGGAAAAGAGUGAAAGGAAAUAUGGGGAAUUUACACUCACAUUCAAAAUUCCUGAUAUAUACGAAAGAUAAUGGUCUCAUUUCGGUGUGGAGAAGGGAGUGAUCACGAUAAAAUACGAUAAAGAUAAAGAUGAUAUUUGA
Messenger RNA from Paramecium tetraurelia, 1764 nucleotides. RefSeq lists its product as uncharacterized. Gene Ontology annotation, molecular function: GTP binding. The transcript is spliced from 2 exons. The record is from RefSeq and is a predicted model, not a curated record. Lineage: Eukaryota; Ciliophora; Oligohymenophorea; Peniculida; Parameciidae.